Molecule: messenger RNA, 848 nt
Organism: Sebastes umbrosus (honeycomb rockfish)
Lineage: Eukaryota; Metazoa; Chordata; Actinopteri; Perciformes; Sebastidae
Product: clarin-3
Exons: 3
Coding region: 1-696 (231 amino acids)
Source: RefSeq, a predicted model, not a curated record
AUGCCUUCCACUCAGAAGACUUUGCAUUUCUUGUGCAGUAAGCUGGUCACUGUCAUAUCUGUUGGGGUAUUGGGGUUCUGCAUGUCAACAAAGUGGUCUGAGACGACCAUGGAGUGCACACAAGUUGGAACUGACUUCUCCAAUGGAAGUGCUGUGGUCACUUUGGAGGUUUUUUAUGGGAUUGUGGACAGAGACCAUUGCCCCUCGUUUGGAGGUCUGGACACUUUUCAAGUGAUUCCUAAGUUGGUAGAAACAGGAGUUACCCCUCUCGUCCUGCACUCUGUGGUUUCGAUCCUGUUGGCCUUGUGUCUGCUGUGUUCUGCCUGCAGCUUCCUCAUCUCCCUCUACAACAGCGUCAGCAACCCUUAUGAGACCUACAUGGGGCCUAUUGGCGUCUACGUCUUCAGCUCGCUCAGCGCAUGUUUGUCCAUCUUGGUCCUCAUAAUAUUUGCGCUGAACGUCACCCUGACCAGCAUGGCAGAGGACUUGGUAAAGAACUUCGCCGGGGUGAUUCCAGCAGACCUGAGGAACAAGUCUACAGAGAUGCAGCUGGGAUACUACCUGGUCAUCAUUUACACCGUGCUCUCUCUGUUCGCCAUUGCUUUGAUCUACAUGUACGAACACGCCGCCUACACACAGAGGAGAGAACAGCAGAGGCCUACAGAGGACGCACCCAAAGAGAUAAUGAUGUACUAGUGGCCUGUAAUGGAGUCAGUGACAUUGAUAAGUUGAUCAUCAAGACUUUCUGGAGUAACUUACUGUAAUGGAGAAUUACAGACAGAAAUCAACAGCUAUACAUAAACCCAAUGAGAUUAUUUGUGUGUGUGUGUGUGUAUGCGUCUCUGAAA